AUAAAGCCUCGGGACAGGAAGAGGUGUUGGGGUUGCACAGUCAGAGAGGAUUUAGUUCUCCGAAGUGUGGCGCGGUUGGGGCUUUAUAUCCGGGACAAGCGAGUGUCACCACAUUGCUCCGCAGGAGGCCCGGAGGGGCCACGCUGCCUAUCGCCUCCUGGCUGUGCUAGCUCUUCAAUGCCCUGAAGGUCUGAGGCUGCAGAGGACGGGGGCACCGAGUGUCUCGCUAACUGGGCCAGGCAGUGACGCGGGACCGGCAGCCCUCCCACCCCAAGGGCGCUGACACCAGGACACCCGCGCGGGUCUCUGCAUCCGGCAGCUCUGCUGCUGCGCGCUCCACGCGUUCCGCGAUGACUCCCGGCCGGGCAGUGGCCGGGUUGUUGCUCCUGGCGGCCACCGGCCUGGGACACCCUGCGGAGGAGCCGGAGCUAGCGUUCAGCGAGGACGUGUUGAGCGUGUUCGGCGCCAACCGGAGCCUGUCGGCCACGCAGCUGAGGCGCCUGUUGGAGCGGUUGGGGGCUGCACCCCACCAGGGAGCGCUGGAGCUGGGACAGCUGCACUUCAACCAGUGUUUGUCCGCAGAAGAAAUCUUUUCUCUUCAUGGCUUCUCAAAUGCUACCCAGAUAACCAGCUCGAACUUCUCUGCUAUCUGCCCUGCGAUCUUACAGCAGCUGAACUUUCAUCCCUGCGAGGAUCAGCCGAAGCACAGCGCAAAGCCGAGUAUUUCCGAAGUCUGGAGCUAUGGAAUCCUGUCGGUGACAAUUAUUAACUUGGCAUCUCUCUUGGGAUUGGUUUUGACCCCGUUGAUAAAGAAGUCUUACUUCCCCAAGAUUUUGACUUAUUUUGUGGGAUUGGCUAUUGGGACUCUUUUCUCAAAUGCCAUUUUCCAGCUUAUUCCAGAGGCAUUUGGAUUUAAUCCCAAAAUUGACAAUUAUGUUGAGAAGGCGGUUGCUGUGUUUGGUGGAUUUUACAUGCUUUUCUUUGUUGAAAGAACACUUAAGAUGGUACUGAAAACAUAUGGACAGAAUGACCAUACCCACUUCAGCAAUAAUGACUUUGGUUCUAAAGAAAAAGCCCAUCAACCCAAAACGUUACCACUACCUGCAAUCAAUGGUGUGACAUGUUAUGCCAACCCUGCUGUCACAGAGCCUAAUGGACACAUCCACUUUGACACUGUCAGUGUAGUGUCCCUCCAGCCCGAGCUUCGGUUUCCUCCUUGUUUGCUUUGCCUGGGAACAAGGCUCUUGGGUCUGACUUUCCCAAAGAAAAGUCUCCAGUUACCAUCGGAUGGAAGAACAGAGUCAAGUUCAUGCACCUGUUUGAAGGGGCCCAAGCUGUCAGAGAUAGGAACAAUUGCCUGGAUGAUCACACUUUGUGAUGCCCUCCACAACUUCAUCGACGGCUUGGCAAUCGGGGCAUCCUGUACCUUGUCUCUUCUUCAGGGACUUAGUACUUCCAUAGCCAUCCUGUGUGAGGAGUUUCCUCAUGAGUUAGGGGACUUUGUGAUCUUGCUCAAUGCAGGGAUGAGCACGCGACAAGCUUUGCUAUUCAACUUCCUUUCUGCAUGUUCCUGCUAUGUUGGGCUAGCUUUUGGCAUUUUGGUGGGCAACAAUUUUGCUCCAAACAUUAUAUUUGCACUUGCUGGAGGCAUGUUCCUCUACAUUUCUCUGGCAGAUAUGUUUCCAGAGAUGAACGACAUGCUGAGAGAAAAAGUAACUGGAAGAAAAACGGAUUUCACCUUCUUCAUGAUCCAGAACGCCGGGAUGUUGACUGGGUUCACCGCCAUCCUGCUCAUCACGUUGUAUGCGGGGGAAAUCGAGUUGCAGUAGCCGGAAGUGGAACAUAGUGUUGUGAAGGAAGGGAUAACACAAAACAUCUCCAAAGGGAUUUUUUUUAAAGCGUAUCCUAUUUAGUUACAAGAGAUUUUUAUUUUCAACUAGAGGUUAAGAAGUCUAGCGGCUGGCUUCAGACAAUGUAAAAUAGGUGAAAUUUGCUGUUGAAGAAAUUCUUUAAAAGGUUUAUUCGGUUUCAGUCUGAAAUGGCAGGUGUUUGGGGGCCUUUGGUCAAUACCAGUUUUUCAGUGCUUUAUGCAUAUUAGAAAAUUAUCACGAGGCAAAACACAUGCAUUCACAAGCAUGCACACGGACCCAGAGAAAAACACAAUCUAGGUCAUGCAAGGCUUUAAAACUUGGUCGGAUAAAAGAAAUUCAAGUGCGUUCAGAGUGGUUUUCUUUCAAUUAAUGUGUUCUGCUGCUUUUGAGGGCAGGUGCACCAAAUGUGGGAGGAAAUCAAAACAGCUCCGGUGCACCCAUGGGCGAUUGCAGAGAUUUAAUGAUCCCCAGAAAGACAGAUUGCUCACAGCAUUUGUUGAGUUUUGUGUCUCAAUUAGCGACUUGUAGGAUGGUGUCGAAAGCUCUUCCAAAGUAACUUGAAUUAGGAACUCUGAAAGGCUUGCUAGCCCCGUGAAGCUUGGGGUUAGGGGUUUGUGUGUGAGUGUGAAUUGGACCAGACUCUCACAUGGCUUCCCAACGACUUACGUUGUGGUUCCAAUCCCCAGAAAUGGCAGACAACUAUGCAAGACUGGUCAGAAGUCUGUCUCACCACAUUCUAGGAUUGCUUUGUGGUGGUGAAGAAUAUGUUGGGUGGGAGAAAGAUAUUGAAUGUAAUUUUGAGCAAUUUACUUUUUAGAGAUAAGCAUAAUUGUUUAGCAGGGAAAAUUUCAAUAAAUGCAAAAUAACAGCUGGUCUGUGCUGUGUCAGAGACUGACUGACGAUGGAAGCGUGUGCUCCUUAGGGGUGACUGACAGCCAGCUGGAAACGUCUUCUGUGUUCAGCCUGUAUUUUUCCAUAUGGUGUACCUUUGGAGGAAACUCAGCACACUGUGAUUAUUUUCCUACCUUUUGUAAGAGACAGAGCUUGUUGAGUUUCCAGCAGGUAGUAGACCAUUAGUCUGAAUUGAACAUCCCAGUCUCAAGUCACACUCCCAAGUAAUUUUCAAAAAGAUGGGUUGACAGCGAUGAAAACUACUAAUAGAUACCAACAGUUAUCUCAGGAAUCAUGUUUCCCUAUAAGGCAAAACAUGUUUUCUUCCAGUAACAAUGCAAAUUUGAUAACCGUUUAACACACGUUUGUGUAUAUUUCACUCUAUGUCUGACAAUUGAAAAAUAUUAUUUGACCAAACAGUAAACACCUUUGAAGCCA
Mesocricetus auratus (golden hamster) is the source of this 3200-nucleotide messenger RNA. It is a transcript of the gene Slc39a8, whose product is annotated as solute carrier family 39 member 8. Gene Ontology annotation, molecular function: zinc ion transmembrane transporter activity. The coding region runs from base 351 to 1829 and encodes 492 amino acids. Lineage: Eukaryota; Metazoa; Chordata; Mammalia; Rodentia; Cricetidae. The transcript is spliced from 10 exons. Gene Ontology annotation, cellular component: membrane. Gene Ontology annotation, biological process: intracellular zinc ion homeostasis; zinc ion import across plasma membrane. The record is from RefSeq and is a predicted model, not a curated record.